AUGCUGCUUCAGUCCCAAAAUGCUCAUGGCUGCGGACAGAGAGUGACGCUGAGGAGAGAAAUGUUCCCUCAGCCAAGCCUGGGAGAAAGAGCCACAUCCCGGCCAUUGCGCUGCCACCUCCCAAAAGCGCGGCGCUCCAGCGAGGAGGCACGUGUGGUCUGCAGCGGCCAGUUGGUGCAGGUGCCUGUGCUGGUGAGGGAAAUGUACAGCUGGCUGCAGCGGAACGUGGAUGCGCCUGCCAAGAACGGGCUGGACGAGAGGCUUCUGGAGCUGGUGCGCUGGAAGCAGCAUGAUGUGGUGGUGACCCUCCUGCGCUGUGCCCCGUCGUGUGACAGGGCUGCUGUGACCAUGUGGAGGGCGCUGGUGUCUGAGCGCAGCUGUGCCGAGCGAGUGCUGUGGGAGCUGCUGGGUGUGCUGGAGGAUUGGCCGCUGCACAGCACAUCCACCUCCGACGGGGACGAGACGGAGGUCGUCGUUCUGGCUGCAACCAGGGCACUGAGGGAGAUCCUCUGUGAGCGCCAGGUCCCAAAGGUGUUGAAUCAGCAUUUUCCGCCCCUCUUCCUGGCUCUGCUCUUUCAAGUGUACUGCACCAUAAAGGAGGAGGCAGAGGAGGUCGAUGCGUGCUGGAGGAAAUACGUCGAGCAAGUCAGCCUUCCCACCAGCCCUAGCAGAUUCAUGGUGCAGACGGUGAAAGCGCUGCUCUGCUGUUUGGGCUAUGAGGAUGUGGUGUUUAGAGUGGAGCACAAGCAUGGCUGGGACACUCUGCUGCACGCAAAGAGUCACCCCUACGCGAUGGGUCUGCUGGCCAGAGAGAUGUGCAUGGUGAAGGAUUAUUUCUGUCACUGCGUGGCGCUCCAGCUUUUGGAUGUGCUGAACCUGGACGAGCCGUGCCUGCAGGUCCCUGCCAUGGCGUUCUUUGUCAAGCUCCUGGCCUGCCCUGACGUGGUGGAAUUGCACGAGCGUGCCCUGAAGCUCUUCCCGAUGUUCGUGCUCAGCCCGCGCAUUGAGAUGCGUCGCCUGGUGCUGCAAGGGCUCUUCACCCUGAGCCAAAGACCUGAGAUGGCUGAAAGAAUGGGGUUCUUGCUGCCGAAACUCCUGGAGGUCCUGGACGACGCAGAUACGGAGGUGGUCGAGAUGACCCUCUCUGUGCUUGGCAAGAUGCUGGAGCAGAGGGACGUGGCAAUUGCUGGCCCUGUCGUCGUGCAGCUGUCUGAGAAGCUGCAGCCGCUCUUUGACAACGAGUCCGCCUCCAUCAAAGUUCUCUCCUUCAAACUCUUCCGGGACGUGAUGGAGCUUUUAGUGGCAGUGGACAGGAAGGCAACAAAGAGACAGGUGCGCCGGAACCUGCUGCCGCUGCUCUUCCACGUCUAUGAUGAGAACCAGCCUGUGGCAGAGGUGAGGAUUUUGGCGCUGCUGGGGUUCCCGUGGGAGGUUGCUGGGCUGCCUCCUGCCCCGGUGCCUCAUGAAGCGCAGGGUUCCAGGUUCCUCCUGGCCUCGGCUCCCGAGCAGCAGCUCUGGGAGCCCUCUCUCCUGCCGCCCGGCAGCACCGGCUGCCCGAGAUGGAGGUUGCCCCAGUGCUCUGCCCGGGCAGCGAAGCCGCCGGCAGACGCGUUCCCCAGCUGCUGCCCCUUCCCAGCAGGGCCCAAGAAGGACCCUCAGCCUUGCCCAGGGGAGGGGAUGCGGGUCCUGUGCCCUGGGCAGCGGUGCCAUCUCCCAGUCUCUGCUGCUCUGCAGGCCUCCCGGGAAACCCUGCUUCAAGCCACCGAGCUGCUGAAGCUGAGGAAGCUGAGGAAGAAGCUGAAGAGCGGGCAGAUCUACAAGUUGGGCAAGUGCCUGCUGGCAGAGGACAGGAGCAGAAGAGAAGAUUACCUGUACCAGGCCCUGCCGUACCUGCAGAGCCCCCAGGAGUCCCUGCGAGAGGCGGCCGUCGUGUUUUUUGGGCACCUUGGUCGGAGCGUGAGGGGACAGCCGGAAGAGCAGCAGACCAUCUACCAGGGCCUCGAAUGCAUGACAAACGACAUCAGCCAAUCCGUCUCAGACUUAGCAGCUGAUACCCUGUUUGUCCUGAGAAGUGAAGAAAGCAAUCGUACCUUUCGAUACAGGCUGCAGGUGCUACGAGGGUGGCUCGAGAGGAUGUGGAGGAGAUGAACUUCUCUCCCUGGUGUCUCGUGGCCUCUCCCUGCCCCCCAGCACAGCUCCAUCCUUCCGCUUUGCCUUCCGUCAAUAAACAGUCUGGAUUCUUCAUCUCUCACCCGUCCCAGUCCCGCACCGUUGCUCUUUCACCUCAGGGGCUGUACCGGCAACAGCCUUCAAAACGCAACAGCUUGCUCAACAGCCGUUAAAGCGAGG
Cuculus canorus (common cuckoo) is the source of this 2349-nucleotide messenger RNA. Its product is annotated as maestro heat-like repeat-containing protein family member 2B. The transcript is spliced from 12 exons. The record is from RefSeq and is a predicted model, not a curated record. NCBI's taxonomy places the organism in Eukaryota, Metazoa, Chordata, Aves, Cuculiformes, Cuculidae. The coding region runs from base 1 to 2148 and encodes 715 amino acids. Gene Ontology annotation, cellular component: cytoplasm.